Molecule: messenger RNA, 2121 nt
Organism: Chaetomium strumarium
Lineage: Eukaryota; Fungi; Ascomycota; Sordariomycetes; Sordariales; Chaetomiaceae
Exons: 2
Coding region: 1-2121 (706 amino acids)
Biological process (GO): long-chain fatty acid metabolic process
Cellular component (GO): endoplasmic reticulum; membrane
Molecular function (GO): long-chain fatty acid-CoA ligase activity
Source: RefSeq, a predicted model, not a curated record
AUGGCCCCAAACAAGCAAGAUACGAAGGCGUACAUCAAGACGCUCGCGACGCCGCCUCCCCCUGGGUCGCCAUAUGCUCUCCCGGUUCCCGGCACCGAGCGCCCGAAUCGCACACCCAUCUACCGGCAUUGGCGCUUCCAGAACGGCCCGCUGUUGGAAACGUUCGAUCCGGCGCACAGGACUGUCCACGACCUGUUUGAACACUCCGUUUCUCAGGGUCCCACCAAUAGGUGCUUGGGAUGGAGGCCUUGGAAUCCCGCUACCAAGACGUGGGAGCCCAAGUACGUUUGGUUGACAUAUAACGAGGUUGCUGAGCGAAGAAAGAAUUUUGGUGCGGGCAUCGUCGAGCUGCACCACCGAGUCGGCGUGAAGGAAGACAAAUAUGCCGUCGGUCUGUGGGCGCAGAACCGGCCUGAGUGGCAGAUUACCGAGCUGGCCCUGCUUUCGCAGUCGCUGUGGCCCGUCUCUCUGUACGAGACGCUCGGCCCGGAGACGACCGAGUACAUCAUCAACCACAGUGGAUUGACUGCCGUCGUCUGCUCGCUGCCCCAUAUCCCGACCCUGCUGAAGCUGGCGCCUCGGGCCCCUUCGCUGAAGCUUAUCAUCUCCCUUGAUCCGCUCGAGGCGGGCGAGCCGGCCGGGCACUCCAAGCUGUCGCUGCUCAACGCCACCGCGGCCAAUGUCGGCGUCCAGAUCUUCUCCAUGGCUGACGUGGAGGCCCUCGGUGCGCGGUCCGGCCGAGCUAUGCGCCCUCCCAAGCCCGACGAUGUCUUGACCAUCAACUACACUUCGGGAACCACGGGCGAUCCGAAGGGUGUCGUUAUCACCCACGCGAACGGCGUGGCCGGCAUCUCAGCAGCCCGAACCAACGAGACCAUCUCAGCCGGCGACGUCCACCUUUCAUAUCUUCCACUGGCGCACAUCUACGGCCGUAUGGCGGACCAGACUGCUCUGGCUACGGGCGCUAGCAUCGGUUACUUCCAUGGCGAUAUCGCCGCCCUGGUCGAAGAUAUGAAGAUCCUGCGGCCCUCUGGCUUUUUGUCCGUGCCCCGUUUGUACAAUCGGAUUAAUUCGGCCAUCCAGGCUGCGACGGUUCAGGCCGACGGGUUCAAGGGGACCCUGUCCCGGCGCGUCAUCGAGACCAAGAAGGCAAACAUGAAGCUGCCCCAGGGGCAGGCCUCGAACAAACACUUCCUCUACGACCGUAUCUGGACGCCCAAGGUUCUGGCGGCGGUCGGCCUGCAGCGUGCUCGCACCAUGGUCAGCGGCAGUGCACAGCUUGACCCUGACGUCCAGGAGUUCCUGCGCGCCGCCUUCGGCAACAACUUCAUUCAGGGCUUCGGAAUGACCGAGACCUACGCCGUCGGCACCGUUCAGGUGCGCGACGACUUUACCACUGGCAAUAUCGGACCCCCGUGCCCGUCGGUGGAACUGUGUAUCGAGUCGGUGCCGGAGUAUGAGUAUACGGUGGAGGACAAGCCGAACCCGCGCGGCGAGCUGUUGAUGCGGGGCCCCAUCAUCUUCAAGGAGUACUUCCGCAACCCAGAGGAGACGGCCAAGGCGAUUGAGCCGGACGGGUGGUUCCACACAGGCGACAUUGUCGAGGUAGACAGCAUGGGCCGCUUCAAGAUCAUCGACCGCAAGAAGAAUGUGCUCAAGCUCGCCCAGGGCGAGUACAUCUCGCCCGAGCGCAUCGAGAACGUCUACAUGGGCAGCACCAACUUGAUCGCCAUGGCCUUCGUGCACGGCGAUGCCAAGGAGUCGAGCCUGGUCGCUGUCUUUGGCAUCGAGCCCGUCCAGUUCGCCCCGUAUGCGAGCAAGAUCCUUAAGAAGAGCGUCCCCGCCGAUGACAAGGAGGCGCUCCGACAGGCAGCCAACGACCCCCGUGUCAAAGGCGCCUUCCUCAAGCUGCUGGACCGGAUCGGGAAGGAACACAGGUUCAAUAGUUUCGAGAAAGUCAAGAACUGCUAUUUUGAUAUUGAGCCGUUCACGAUUGAGAACGAGCUUCUCACGCCGACGCUAAAGUUGAAGCGGCCCCAAACUGCGAGGGCCUUCAGGAAGGAGAUAGACCGCAUGUAUGAGGAGCUUGCGGCCAACGCUGCUGAAAAGCCCAAGCUCUGA